This is a messenger RNA of Lolium rigidum, 1489 nucleotides long. RefSeq names its product lipid droplet phospholipase 1-like. Lineage: Eukaryota; Viridiplantae; Streptophyta; Magnoliopsida; Poales; Poaceae. The record is from RefSeq and is a predicted model, not a curated record. Bases 13 to 1065 code for a protein of 350 amino acids. The transcript is spliced from 10 exons.
UAGCCGACGGCCAUGGCGGGCGCCGGAGGCGGGGAGGCGGAGGGGCUGAGGAGGGAGGAGUCCGUGUCCGGCGGCGUCGACGUCUGGAGCGACGCCGUCUCCUCCCACGCGCCCGACCACCUCCUCGUCAUGGUCCACGGCAUCCUCGGCAGUACUACUGAUUGGCAAUACGCAGCCAAUGAGUUCGUGAAGCAACUUCCUGAUGAUAUAAUUGUCCACUGUAGUGAGAAAAACAUGAACACGUUGACUCUAGAUGGUGUUGAUGUUAUGGGGCAACGAUUAGCAGAUGAAGUUCUUGAUGUAAUCAGUCGAAAGCCAGAACUCACCAAAAUUUCCUUCCUUGCACACUCUGUUGGAGGCUUAGUAGCAAGAUAUGCAAUCGCAAAGCUUUAUAGACAUCCAAAUAGCACGUUUGACAGCAAAGCCGAAGGAACCAUAUGCGGGUUGGAAGCAUUGAACUUUAUAACUGUAGCAACACCUCACCUUGGUUCUCGAGGAAACAAGCAGGUUCCACUUCUCUUUGGAUUCAUUACAAUGGAGAAGGUUGCUUCUCGUGUCAUCCAUUGGAUAUUUAAGAGAACUGGGAGACAUCUUUUUCUCACCGAUGAUGACGAGGGAGAACCUCCACUGUUGCAGCGUAUGGUUGAAGAUUAUGGUGAUCUUUACUUUAUAUCUGCUCUGCGAGCAUUUAAAAGGCGAGUGGCAUAUGCCAAUGCUGAUUGUGACCACAUUGUUGGCUGGAGAACAUCAUCUAUUAGAAGAAACACAGAGCUUCCUAAGUGGGAGGAAUCCUUAUCUGAGAAGUACCCCCACAUUGUACACGAGGAGUACUCAGAAGAAAUCGACCCUGAGAAGUGUCAGGAUUUGGCAACAGACUGCAAUUUGGACUUAUUGGAAGAGAAAAUGGUGACAGGGCUUCGAAGCGUUUCAUGGGAAAAAGUAGAUGUUAGCUUCCGCACCAGCAUGGGGAGUUUCGCAGCACACAGCAUUAUCCAGGUCAAGUAUGGGUUUAUGAACGAAGGAGCUGAUGUCAUACAACACAUAAUAGACCACUUCCAGGUCUGAAGAAUUUCUGGUCUUGUAAUUGAACACGCAUUCCGUUGGCACGGCUGACCCGCGAUAGGCCAGCAUCGCACCCCAAACCAGCAGACUACUGAGCAGAUAUAUCAACACAAAUUAGUUUCAGAUUCAAAAAAGAAGAGAAAGGGAACGGGGAGGCCUGGCAGCAUAGGCUAAUUGCUACACAAAUUAGUUUCAGAUUUGGUAUCUGUAUAGUGAUGUGUUGUAACCGCAUGUAAGAAUGCCACGAAUUGGUGAAAGAUGAGGUGGGAAGUGGGAGAAAGCAUCAUCCUUGUAUCUGUGUCAGCAGGGGCUACUCGUCAGCCUGACAUGACAUUUGAUGCUAUUUUCCGCAGCUGUACAUUUCUCCCAUGGUAUCAAGCUAACAGUUUUUAUUGAAAUAAUUAAGUGAAAUCCAAAUUCUUCUGUA